AUGGAUCAACACGGCGAUUAUGAAGCGCAGAACCUUUCUGAAGGAUUGACGCACAAAACCUCUCGGUCCUCGGCCUCCAUUGAAAAACAAGCUGCAAAGGAUACGGGAUCCGUUCCUGUGGGGAUUGAAGAGGACGAUACGAAAGUUUCCCGCAGUACUCUUCUCUAUCAAAGAUAUCGACCUUUUAUUUUGGCGGCGUUGGCGGCGGUCAUCAUCGGAUGGUGGAUCAGUUCAACAAUCUUAAAGGCAACAAGACAUCGGUGGAUCGUACAGACCCUCUUUGCUUGGUUUUUCGUCCUGGUUAUUGCUUUCCGUUUUAUCCCGAAUUCCGUCGUAGCUCAGCCUGUGGGUGCUGUUUGGGAAGCCUGUGUUCAAGAACCGUUCUAUAAGCUACCUCAUUAUACUCGUUUGGCAAUAGGAUGGCUGUGCUUGCUUGGCAUCGUGUUUGGUUCGGCUUUUGGAUUUCCUUUGGAGGAGGCAAAAAACACCAAUUACGGUGAUCGUGCAAUCUCUGUCCUUGGAUUAUUUGUAUUUCAAUGCUGUUUUUGGCUUUCGUCAAAGUUCAGAAGUCAAAUUCCCUGGCCCACUGUGAUUGUUGGUCUCUUUCUUCAGCAGGUGGUCGCAUUGUUUGUCCUCAAAACUGGCGCUGGGUUCUCCAUCUUCACAUGGAUUGCCACAUUGGCCUCUGAUUUCCUGGCUCAAUCUAAAGCAGGAGCAUCGUUCUUUUUCGAUGCAGACACGAUUGCCAAAAACUGGUUCUUUGUGAACACCCUUGCUGCCAUCAUUUUCUUCAUCGCGUUCGUCCAGAUGUUAUACUACCUGGGGGUGAUGCAAUGGCUACUCGGGAAAUUUGCCUGGUUCUUCUUCAAACUUCUGAACGUUUCUGGUGCAGAGGCCGUCGUUGCUGCAGCUUCGCCAUGGAUUGGCCAAGGAGAAUCAGCAUGUCUAGUUCGUCCUUAUGUCGAUUGUAUGCAAGUCUUCCUCACAUCCGGGUUUUCUUGUAUAUCUGGUAGCGUCAUGGCAGCAUACAUCAACCUGGGAGUUCCUGCAGAAAAUAUUGUGACCAGCUCCGUCAUGAGCAUUCCCGCGUCGAUCGCCAUAAGUAAACUUCGCAUCCCUGAAACCGACGAACCAGUCACUCGUGGACAUGUCAUUGUUGACCGCGGCGCCGCUGAAAAGUAUCCCCCAGCCAACGCGUUACAUGCGUUCAGUAAGGGUGCUGUAUUCGGUCUAGUGGUCGCUGGUCAAAUUCUUACGAAUGUUUUAACCGUCCUAUCAUUAGUCGCUGCCAUCAACGGUCUACUCACUUGGAUAGGUCGUGGCUUCGGGAUUCAUGCGUUGACGUUGCAACUUGUCCUUGGAUAUGUGUUCUAUCCAGUGGCUUUCUUCCUUGGCGUUCCCCGUGCGGAGAUCCUUCGAGUAUCCCAAAUCCUCGCUACGAAACUGAUUGAGAACGAAUUCGCUGCCUAUACUGAACUCGUCGCUCUUCAAAAAACCUCGGAAGCACUUUCACAGCGUGGUUUCACCAUCGCUACCUAUGCACUUUGUGGCUUUGCCAACUUAGGUUCCCUGGGCAUUCAGAUCGGAGUAUUAAGUGCCAUGGCUCCUUCGAGAGCUAAGGUCAUCUCCCGAGUCGCACUGUCGGCUAUGAUAUGUGGGUUCAUAUCCACCUUGCAAACUGCAGGCAUUGCGUGA
Molecule: messenger RNA, 1695 nt
Organism: Lentinula edodes (shiitake mushroom)
Lineage: Eukaryota; Fungi; Basidiomycota; Agaricomycetes; Agaricales; Omphalotaceae
Product: Na+ dependent nucleoside transporter C-terminus-domain-containing protein
Exons: 12
Coding region: 1-1695 (564 amino acids)
Biological process (GO): nucleoside transmembrane transport
Cellular component (GO): membrane
Molecular function (GO): symporter activity; nucleoside transmembrane transporter activity
Source: RefSeq, a predicted model, not a curated record